AUGACCAAUCAACCAGGAAACCCGAAUAUGAGAAUGCUAAUUCCUAUGAUAAAUGAAUUGCAACGCAUUUUUACUUUAGUCAAUACUCGGUUGUCAUUGACAUUACCUCAAAUAGCAGUUGUCGGCUCGCAAUCAGCAGGCAAGAGUUCUGUACUUGAAAAUAUUGUUGGUAGAGAUUUUCUACCACGUGGUGGUAGUAUGGUGACGAAACGACCUCUAGUUUUACAAUUGGUUACAUCACAUGAACCAGAAUAUGGUGUUUUUGCGCAUAAACCACAUCAAAGAUUUACGAACUACGCAGAUAUUCGUCAAGAAAUCGAAAAUGAUACCAAAGUAGUAGUUCGUGAUAACAUCGGUGUCUCUAAUAUGCCAAUCAACCUGACAAUUUAUUCGCCUCAUGUUGUCAAUCUUACACUGGUCGACUUACCCGGUAUAGUCAAAGUUCCUUCACAAGGCCAACCGUUCGAUAUUUGCAAAAAGAUUGAUGAUAUUAUUCUCGAAUAUAUUAGUCAUGAAAAUUGUCUCAUUCUAGCUGUAACACCAGCUAAUAUCGAUAUCGUCACAUCCGACGCUUUGGUAAUGGCUCGUAGCAAGGAUCCAAUGGGGAAACGAACCAUCGGUGUAUUGACGAAACUGGAUAUGAUGGGUCGAGGUCAUAAUGCACGUGAUGUAUUGUUAAAUAAAGUUGUUGUACUUGAAAGAGGUUUUAUUGGUGUUGUUCUUCGUGGUCAACGUGUCGAUGAGCAUGGCCGGACAAUGCGAGAAUUGGAUAUACCAGCUGCGCUCGAAUUCGAACGUCAAUUUUUUCUUAAUGAUCCAGCUUAUCAUGAUAUUACAGAUCGAUUGGGUGUGCCAUAUUUACAACGCACACUUAGUAUUCAACUAACUGAACACAUUCUUAAGUGUUUGCCAGAUCUAAAACGAGAACUACAAGAACGUCACCGUAAUUUGGCUCGAGAAGUAUCCGAAUAUAGUAAAUCUGCUAUGCUCGAAGGUGCUGGUUUCGAUACAAAAGCUUUAGUAAUAUUAACACAUGAAUUCCAAGAAGAUUUCGAUGCAGCAUUAAAAGGAACUCAUUUGAAAGAUUCCGAUUUAAAGACGUUGACAGGUGGAGCUCGUAUAGCUACCAUCUUUAAAUAUCGUUUUCCAUCUGAACUGGCUAAAGUAGAUCUUCAAGACAAAGAUAUGCGCGGCCAGUUAAUUUUAGCGAUUAAAAAUAUUCGCGGUUUUCGAUCUGGUCUGUUUACACCAGAUGAAGCAUUUGAAUAUAUUGUUAAAAUGCAAAUAGCCAAAUUUGAAGAACCUAUUAUUAAAUGUGUUGAUAUGGUAGUCGCUGAUUUGAAGAGAAUUAUUCAUGAGGUAUCCACUAAAUUGAAACGUUAUCCAUUCCUGCAACGAGUCGUCGAAGAAUUGCUGAUUCAGCAAUUAAAAGAACGGGAAUUUACUACAAAGGAAGCCUGUAAUCUUUAUGUUCAAACACAGUUGGCGUAUAUCAAUACGACAAAUGAAGAUUUUAUUGGAUUUAGUAACGCCGAAAGAUCUGCCAAUACAAACGAUGCAAAUCGAAGUAUUUCGAAUCAGAUCAUUCGUAAAGGAUUCCUUCGUGUGCAUACGGGUGGAAAAAUAUUUCAAUCAAAAGAUUAUUUUUUUAUUUUAUCAACAGAUAAUCUAUCGUGGUAUAGUGACUCUGAUGAGCGAGAAAAGAAAUAUAUGUUACAUUUAGAAAAUCUCAGACGGCGCGAUACUGAAAGUGGUUUUAUUGCCAAACGACCACAGUUAACAUUAUACACUGAAGAUGGAAGAAAUGUUUAUAAAGAACACAGAGUACUCGAUCUUUCAGCAGAAAAUAAAGAAGAAAUGGAAAGCUGGAAAGAAGCAUUCUCUCGUGCAGGUGUCUAUUCUGACCGUAUGCAACGCGCCGAUACUAUAACGACAUCGACAGAUGGAGCUCCUAGUGAUCCACAUAUGGAACGUCAAGUAGAAACCAUUAAUAUUUUGGUAACAUCAUAUAUGAAAAUUAUUACGAAAAUGACGCGUGAUUUCAUUCCGAAAACUAUUGUGUGUAACAUUGUUCAAGAACUCCGGAAAUAUAUUACAAGAGAAUUAUUAGUCAAUCUCUAUGCUGUUCCAGAUUCAAAGACACUCUUGCAAGAAUCAGCCGAAGAACGACAGCGUCGUGCGGCGAAAAUUUCAGAAUUCGAGGCAGUCAAAAGUGCACUGGAUAUUAUAGAAAAGUUCUAUAUGAAUGCGCGUACAUUAUCUACAGUUGCUAUGCCAUCAACACUAGGAAACGUUAGUUUUUCAAAUACAACAAUUAACAAUCAUAUAGGACAUUUAUCAAACGUACCGAUGAGCCAGGUUGACAGCUCCAUUAACACUUAUACUAAUCGUUCUUCUGUCCAUCGUACUCAGUCAAAUCAACCAGCGUGGAAUUCCUUUGGAACGCAUGCUAACCAUCAAUCAACUGCACCAUCGACUCCACCUGUUCCUUCGCACAUCCAUGGAUCAGCGACACGACCAGUACCUUCAACACCACCGCGGUCACUGCCACCUGUUCCGCCGCGACCAUACAAUGGGUCACCAUUUUCAUAA
Molecule: messenger RNA, 2592 nt
Organism: Rotaria socialis
Lineage: Eukaryota; Metazoa; Rotifera; Eurotatoria; Philodinida; Philodinidae
Source: the annotation of a GenBank genome assembly